Messenger RNA from Orcinus orca (killer whale), 2688 nucleotides. RefSeq names its product G protein-coupled receptor 37 (gene GPR37). The record is from RefSeq and is a predicted model, not a curated record. Gene Ontology annotation, biological process: positive regulation of MAPK cascade; adenylate cyclase-inhibiting G protein-coupled receptor signaling pathway. Gene Ontology annotation, molecular function: G protein-coupled peptide receptor activity; prosaposin receptor activity. Lineage: Eukaryota; Metazoa; Chordata; Mammalia; Artiodactyla; Delphinidae. The transcript has 2 exons. Bases 332 to 2176 code for a protein of 614 amino acids. Gene Ontology annotation, cellular component: signaling receptor complex; plasma membrane.
CCAGUCGCAACAGUAAUCAACAGUCAGGCGUUGGUUGCAAGUUUUCAAGGUCAGCCACCGGCAGCAGCGAUUCCCUCUCUGAAUCUUGGGGAUACGCAGCGCUCGGGUUGGACUUGGCUGAGAAAUGCACAGGACACCAAACGAGGAAGGAUUGUAGAGGGGAAGGGCUGUGACCCCAAGACCCAUCCCCCAACCUCCCCCUAAUCUCCCGUCCCCCGCUGCAGGGGCGGGGGUUAGUAUGUGACAUGUGUCUAACUCUCAGCGGCAACUUUAGCAGCAGGUGUCCGUCCUAAGCAGGAGCCGCCGUUGCCGGGUGCGCCCUCGCCCAGCCAUGCGGGCCGCGGGCGCGCGUCUCGCCCGCACCUCGCGGCUGCUGCUUCUGCUACUGCUCAAGGUUUCCGCUUCUCUCGUCCUCGGGUCCGCCCCUGCGCCCGGGAACGAAAAUUGUCUGGGGGAAAGCUGUUCACCUACACUGAUCCAGCGUCGCAGCAGGGACGCUUGGGGACCGGGAAAUUCUGCAGGAGACCUUCUGCCAACCCGUGCGCCCAGGGAGGAGGCUCAGGAGGCAGCGGUGCGCUUGGCGCCUUCAUGGGACCCACCCGCGGCCCGCGGCGGUGACCCAGGCGCGGGCAGAGGGGCGGAGGCGUCGGCAGCGGAGCCCUCGGGACCUCCAGCCAGACCACCUGGCGCCUGGAGGUGGAAAGGUGCCCGGAGUCAGAAGCCCCCGGGUACUUUGGGGAGAGGGAACCCCACGGCUCUCCAACUCUUCCUUCACACGUCAGAGGAGAAGGAAAAGGGUCCCAGAGGCUCUGGCAUUUCUGGGCGCAGUCAGGAGCAGAGUGUGAGGAAGGAACCCGGAGCCAGCGACCUUUAUUAUUGGCCAAGGAGAGCCGGGAAACUCCAGGGUUCCCACCACGACCCCCAACCCAAGACGGUCAAUGGACCGUCGGGGCACGAAGGGCGGACGAUUGCACACCCUGGCAGGGCUCUGGCUCUGAACGGGUCCUCCCUUGAAGGAGUUCACGAACGCGGGGGUCCUCGGCGAGGGAACACCACGAACCCGCGCUUGCGACUGAAGAACCCUUUCUACCCACUGACCCAGGAGUCAUACGGAGCCUAUGCGGUCAUGUGUUUGUCGGUGGUGAUCUUCGGGACCGGCAUCAUAGGCAACCUGGCGGUGAUGUGCAUCGUGUGUCACAACUACUACAUGCGGAGCAUCUCCAACUCCCUCUUGGCCAACCUGGCCUUCUGGGACUUUCUCAUCAUCUUCUUCUGCCUUCCGCUCGUCAUCUUUCAUGAGCUGACCAAGAAGUGGCUGCUGGAGGACUUCUCCUGCAAGGUCGUGCCCUAUGUAGAGGCUGCUUCUCUCGGAGUUACUACGUUCACCUUAUGUGCUCUGUGUAUAGACCGCUUCCGUGCGGCCACCAACGUCCAGAUGUACUACGAAAUGAUAGAAAACUGUUCUUCCACAACCGCCAAACUUGCUGUUAUAUGGGUGGGUGCCCUCCUGUUGGCACUGCCGGAAGUGGUGCUCCGCCAGCUGAGCAAGGAGGACCCGGGCUUCAGCGGGCGCGCCCCCGCGGAACGCUGCGUCAUCAAGAUCUCCCCGGAUCUCCCCGACACCAUCUAUGUUUUAGCCCUCACCUACGACAGCGCCAGACUCUGGUGGUACUUCGGCUGUUACUUCUGUUUGCCCACACUUUUCACCAUCACCUGCUCUUUAGUGACUGCAAGGAAAAUCCGCAAAGCCGAGAAAGCCUGUACCCGGGGGAAUAAGCGGCAGAUUCAGCUAGAAAGCCAGAUGAACUGCACAGUCGUGGCUUUGACCAUUUUAUAUGGAUUUUGCAUUAUUCCUGAAAAUAUCUGCAACAUUGUUACUGCUUACAUGGCUACAGGGGUUUCCCAGCAGACAAUGGACCUUCUUAAUAUCAUCAGCCAGUUCCUUUUGUUCUUUAAGUCCUGUGUGACCCCUGUCCUACUUUUCUGUCUCUGCAAACCCUUUAGUCGGGCCUUUAUGGAAUGCUGCUGCUGCUGUUGUGACGACUGCGUCCAGAAGUCUUCCACGGUGACCAGUGAUGACAAUGACAACGAAUACACCACAGAACUGGAGCUCUCACCUUUCAGUACCAUACGCCGGGAGAUGUCCACGUUCGCGUCCGUUGGAACUCAUUGCUGAAGCACAGCCUUUGGUUUGCUUAGGUUUCUUUGUUUCAUUUUCAUAUCCUGUGAAAGUUUUUACUUCAUAUUUUUCCUUAGUGGGAAAACAUGCAGAAAAGGAGAGAAAUAUUAACUACUGUAGAACUGAUUUUGCAAAUUAAUAUUUGUGCUUUGAAAAAAAAAUUUAUAUUUAGUUAUUUAAGAAGUAUGAGGAGGCCAGUAGUUUUAGAUCAUUUUAUCUGAUAUGGUGCUAAUAUUUCAUUUGAAAAAAGUGACUGCACCUUAAUUAAUUGCUAACUUUCUUUUGUUCUUUUAAAAAUAUAAUCACUGUAUAUUGAUUAUAGCCAUGUGAUUUUGUAGGCUAUUUUAUGUUUGAGUUGUGAUUGAAAGUAUAUUGUAUAUGGUAUCGUGAGGUGAGUUGUAGUUAAGAAGCAUUCACAAAGUAGCACCAAAUAAAUUACACUUUAUUCUUUAACGUCAUUGUCAAUCUACUUUUAACCAAGAUUCAAUAAAUCUUUUAAUUGCCUUAAA